Saccharomyces kudriavzevii IFO 1802 is the source of this 1296-nucleotide messenger RNA. RefSeq names its product mitogen-activated protein kinase HOG1 (gene HOG1). Gene Ontology annotation, cellular component: nucleus; cytoplasm. The transcript has a single exon. Gene Ontology annotation, biological process: cellular response to oxidative stress; osmosensory signaling pathway; protein phosphorylation. Gene Ontology annotation, molecular function: ATP binding; MAP kinase activity. Bases 1 to 1296 code for a protein of 431 amino acids. NCBI's taxonomy places the organism in Eukaryota, Fungi, Ascomycota, Saccharomycetes, Saccharomycetales, Saccharomycetaceae. The record is from RefSeq and is a predicted model, not a curated record.
AUGACAACGAACGAGGAAUUCAUUAGGACGCAAAUAUUCGGUACGGUUUUCGAAAUCACAAAUAGAUACAAUGACCUGAAUCCCGUAGGGAUGGGGGCGUUUGGUUUGGUUUGCUCAGCCACAGACACUUUGACGGCCCAACCAGUUGCCAUUAAGAAAAUUAUGAAACCUUUUUCCACGGCUGUGCUGGCUAAGAGAACGUACCGUGAACUUAAGUUACUAAAACACCUAAGACACGAAAAUUUGAUUUGCCUACAGGACAUAUUUCUUUCGCCAUUGGAAGAUAUAUAUUUUGUCACGGAAUUACAAGGCACAGACUUACAUAGACUCUUACAGACAAGACCCUUGGAAAAGCAAUUCGUCCAGUACUUCCUGUACCAGAUCCUAAGAGGUUUGAAAUACGUCCAUUCCGCCGGCGUCAUCCACAGAGAUUUGAAACCAAGCAACAUCCUAAUCAAUGAGAAUUGCGAUUUGAAGAUUUGUGAUUUUGGUCUGGCAAGAAUCCAAGACCCUCAAAUGACAGGCUAUGUCUCCACUAGAUACUAUAGGGCCCCUGAGAUCAUGUUAACAUGGCAAAAAUAUGAUGUCGAGGUUGACAUUUGGUCUGCCGGUUGCAUCUUUGCUGAAAUGAUUGAAGGUAAACCGCUGUUUCCAGGAAAAGAUCAUGUUCACCAAUUCUCUAUCAUCACCGACCUGCUGGGAUCUCCACCAAAGGACGUGAUAAAUACCAUUUGUUCUGAAAACACUUUAAAAUUUGUUACUUCAUUGCCACACAGAGAUCCAAUUUCGUUUUCUGAAAGAUUCAAGACAGUCGAACCUGAUGCUGUGGAUCUUUUGGAGAAAAUGUUAGUUUUCGACCCUAAGAAGAGAGUCACCGCGGCUGAUGCCCUGGCUCAUCCUUACUUGGCCCCCUACCAUGACCCUACCGAUGAGCCAGUAGCAGAUGCUAAGUUUGAUUGGCAUUUCAAUGAUGCUGAUUUACCUGUCGAUACUUGGCGUGUUAUGAUGUACUCAGAAAUUCUAGACUUUCACAAGAUUGGUGGCAGUGAUGGACAGAUCGAUAUAUCCGCCACAUUCGACGACCAAGUCGCCGCAGCCACUGCCGCGGCCGCACAGGCUCAAGCGCAAGUUCAGUUACAUAUGUCUAACCACUCCCACGAUGAUACUGGUGCCAGCGAUAACAAUCACUUAGACAUUACUGGUGGCAAUAAGAAUGCCGACCAUGUCGCCGCAAGUGAUACCAUUACGGACUAUGGCAAUCAAGCUAUUCAGUACGCUAAUGAGUUCCAACAGUAA